Molecule: messenger RNA, 459 nt
Organism: Botrytis deweyae
Lineage: Eukaryota; Fungi; Ascomycota; Leotiomycetes; Helotiales; Sclerotiniaceae
Exons: 3
Coding region: 1-459 (152 amino acids)
Source: RefSeq, a predicted model, not a curated record
AUGGGUAGUUUUGCGUUUGACAACGAGUUCAUCAAAUUAUCGAAAACGCGCAGCUAUUCUAAGAAACAAAGACUAGCUAAGUGCCAACAUGCGAGCGGAGUAUUUCGCACAUUUAUCGAACAUGCCAAUUCCAUCGGUUUGAGUACAUCAAACAUAUUGGAAUUUAUCAUCGAGUCUCGAUUUUCGUUGCCUGAAGAUUUCGAUGAAGAAGACUUUACAAGACUCCAGGAGAGACUUUGCAACCUCGGCGCCAUCAUAAAGCAUACGCCACGAUAUACCUGGAAGACAGAAUUCCUUGUGAUUUUAUACGCCAGACACAGCGUAUCGAUGCUAACAGUAAGCUCAGUGAUUGACAUGCCCACAAUCCUCGAAGCAAUUUUGCUACAAUCUGAGAAAGGCUUGGAACACGUACUCUCUCAAGAUCCGUCGGCGGUCAAUGAAGUUCUUUACGAGAGUUGA